AUGGAAGAUAUAACCGACGAAAGGUUUUGGGGCUACCUUCAAAAAUAUUGUGAAGAAAUCAAAGACGAAGAUUCAAAAUCUGCAGCCGACGGUUCUGUUUCUCAACCCAAAAGCAAAAAAAGUGCCAAAAAGGCGGCUGCGAAGCCCUUGGAGUUGCCAAAGUAUGUUUGUGGUGUUUUGAAAGAUUUGCGUGAAGCGGAGACGGGAGUUUUAUCAGAAAUUGCUCCUUGUUUCAGUCAUUAUGUGUUGAUGAAGAAGAUUAAGGUUAUUGAUUGGACUCUUGAAUGGGAAACAAAAUUCGAACGAUGGAAAUACUUUCGUUGGGUUUCUUGGGCGAUUCGUCACGGCAUAAUCAGCCCAAUGCCAGCAUCACCUCUUAGAGUUUUAACGAUCACAUCUUUUAUGAAAAACUGUCACGAAUACAUACUAAAUUUGGACAAACCUGAACCUAAGCCUGUGGUUGCUGCACCUAUCGAGGGUAAAGGGAAAGCUGGUAAAGCGCCCAAAGAUCAAAAGAAACCAGCCAAGGGUACCAAAGGCACCAAAAUAAAAGAACCGCCUCUACCACCAGAUCCGAGUAUCUGGUUCAACAUGCAAGAAAUCAAGGAGCAUCUCUCCAAAAUCAUAAUAUUCGUCAAACCAUCUUGUUACUCUUGCAAUAUAAAACUGACAGACUACACACCGAAACAACCUUUAGCAAACACUGCCAAAAGCUCUGCAAAAACCGCCACCAAAGAUAAAACAACCACCAAAGAUAAAACAGCCAAAACAAGUAAAAUCAAACCCAAAGAACCACCACCAGAGGAUAAAGUCUACCAGAACAUAGUUUGGCCGAAUUGUUUAUCUCUGACUAGAAACUCUCAUGCGUUUUUGUUUAUUGAUAACCCAAAUGUGGUGAAUUUGAUAAUAAGUUUUUCCCAUCUCGAUUUGUACUCUUUGGAAUCUGUUGUGCCACUCGACGAAGAAAUUAGGAGGCUGAAUUCUAAGAAAAGGAUUAGUUGGCAGGAGGAUGAGACUAUGACGAGUAAACCGGCUAUGGGCAGGGUUGUCUUGGAGAAAUAUUGCUGGGACGGUUUUGCAUACUCGGAACCUGAAGUUGUGGUGGAGACACUCGGUAACACAUCCCAAGAAAUCGAAUUCAGUCCAGGCCGACACGUCUUCAUAAUCUGGGUAAAAUCCGGUUCGACUUACAAUUUGCAUUUUAUAACAAACGAUAAAAUAUUUGUCGGGAGCCAAGAAAAAGUGUCGGAGCUGAUGGCUUUUGAGUGCACUCGUUUGACCAACUUAGCAUUUUUAAUGAGCGAUAAAUAUUACGAUCUUAUGACCAGCUUGGGCACUAAAAAUUACCCUGGUGCAUUGAAAGCUUUUUAUAGAACGAUUCAAGAGGAAAAUUGUUUUGGGGACGAAAUUUGGAAAAUGAUUUUUGGAGAGGUGAUAGAAGAGUUGAAGGGGUCAAUUGAUGGUGUCGAUAAUUGCGUGAAGAGUUUAAGAAUUUUAUUCCUUAACCCGUAUAUAAAAAUUGCAACUAGUAAUUGCAAUAUUGAAGAUCAAAGUUUGGAUUUAUCAUCAUCAUCUUUCGAUGAUGACUAUUCUAGUUCUGUUUCUACGAUCCCAAGUGUUGAGAAAAAUGCUGCAAUUGUUAUCCAGAAUUUUUUUAAAAUGCUGUACGUCAAAAGUUUGAAGUCUUAUCAUUCGACAAAGCAUCCAAAAUUUUUGGAAGUUUUUGGUGACUUAAAAAAAGUUUUUGAUGCCGUUUUUGCCGAUGCCAGGAGAGAAAUUUGUGUGCCCAAAGUGUUUAAAAGUCUUUUUGGAAAAUCUGAGAUAUUCAGGAAUUUAUUUCGGGCUUAUGAUGACUUGCAGUACGAAUUAAGAUUCGAUGCCUUUACCGGUGUUACAAAGGAAAUAGGCCCCAAUGGUUGGACAGCACUGAUGAAGGCUGUUUUAUUUUGUCAUUCUGAAGAACCGACAAGAUAUAAAUUAAAACUGUAUUGUCCGUUGAGUAUACAAAAGCUCACAAUAUUUGAUAAUGAUUCCGGAGAAGAAAUUCAAAGCUGUUGUAUGUUAUCACAAAACACAAAAGGAUAUACUGUAAUCGGUUUUGGAUGGAGUUCAUCUUCGGAGACAAUAAAUGAUUUACCUUGGAAAUUAGUUGCAUACAGAUCACCAUUCACUAAAUCUUUGCAUAUGUGUAAUAACAAUAAACCAGUUUGUUCGAUUUUGGGGGCAUGUAAAUUAUCAGCCGUCAAGAUUCGCAAUAUAUACGUCCCCAACGCAAACAACGUGAUAGCAAGAUGCCUCAUCAAAAUAAUUGGUGAUAUUGAUAUUUCUAUAUGUUUUGCCACUUCGUACGAACAUGCUAAAAUAAAUUUGGCACUUUAUUCCGAUAACGAAACUUGUUUGGCUACCAUGAUUGGAAGGGGAAGUGUUAUAAUUCCUUUGGCAAAACUUACUUACGAACGCGAAUCUGAUCUAUCAAUAAAUCCUUCCAAUGAAGAAGAGGAUGAUGAAGGUUUUGGCACCAGCAAUGGUGAAGAAACCCAAUUUGAGAGCACAGAAGACCUAACAAUCCAGCAAAAAAUAUGUUACGUCGAAGCUAACAUUUUAGAAGACACUUGGCCAUUAACAAUUGAAGAAUGGGCCAUUGCAGAAUCCACCAGGAGAAAAAAUUAUUUGAAGUCAAACGUGGACGACGAUUAUUUUUCCAUGGAGUCAGAAAAUUCCAAACAAGAACCCGAAGAAUCAAAUUCGGCCAACAGUUCGCCUUGGUGGGAACUCCGUGUGUUUUCCGAAGAAACCAGUACGUCUAUUGUUGUUGAAGAAGAUCGUACGGAAAUUGAACGAAUUUUGGAUAUGAAACGUGGUUGGGAAGAGAAGGAACCUGGCAGGUUGCAAAGGGGAGAAGAACUUAGGCGACAUUUUUACGAAUGCAACAGAUGGAACAUGCCUUACUGCUUACCUGGCGAAAUUUCUUAUGCAGACUUUAUGGUUUUUGGUGAAGAUGCAAAUCUAUCUCCACCUUACACCAGUUCUGCCUAUGAUGCAUUUAGUAAUUUGGAUUCGGACAAAAGAACUAUUGUCAACCCAUUCACACAACAAAUCUUGAAUAUUGUUCCUGAGCUUCAAGUGCCAGAAAGAAGCACUGACCCAAGACUGAUAACUAAAUUGGAAGGCGAAGUCAUGGCUUACACCAGAAAAAUCGCAGAAGCCGAUUUUCGUUUGGAUAAUAUUAUGUACGAAAUUAAUUUCAACAAAAUUUACAACGAUCGCAAUAGAAGAUGUGGUAUACUUCGGCAAGAGUUAAAAGAAAUGGAGCAAAGAUGCGAUAUGGAAGAACAGUUAGUUUACAUGCAAAGACAAGCAUAUUUACAAACUUUAAUAAACGAGCAGAAACAAAAAGCUUUGGAGGAGGCUCAAGAAAAAAAGCGUUUGCAAGAAGCAAAAAAAGGCGCCCAGAAAGAAAAUAAAGCCAAGGAUAAGAAAAAGGGCAAGAAAAAAUACUUUUCACAUUUCAAGAAAGAAAAUAAAGCCAAGGAUAAGAAAAAGGGCAAGAAAAAAUCUAAGUGCAUUAGAUGGUAG
Molecule: messenger RNA, 3576 nt
Organism: Ctenocephalides felis (cat flea)
Lineage: Eukaryota; Metazoa; Arthropoda; Insecta; Siphonaptera; Pulicidae
Exons: 19
Coding region: 1-3576 (1191 amino acids)
Source: RefSeq, a predicted model, not a curated record